GGGGGAAAUGCCCAACAAUUAUUAACUCGUCCAGCAGAACACGGCUCUUUACUCUGCCUUCAGAUCGUGCUUUCAUUUCUGCAAAAUGUGUCUCAGGACUCUUGGAUUUGUCCUCGUUUUGUUUCCUGGAUUGCUUCAAGCACAGGGUUGUGAUCCUCCCAGACUGGUUCAUGGUAACUUUCUCCCCAGACAAGAGACUUACUCUGACAGAACCACGAUCACUUAUUCCUGUGAUAACGGAUAUAAACCUGUAGUGAAGGGUUGGUGGGCAACCAGUACCUGUGAACGUGGGAAAUGGUCUCAUGAACCACAAUGUAUAGAUGAAAGCAGCUGCCUUCCACCAACUAUUCCCAAUGGAAAGUACCCUGAAAACUCAAACGGCUGGUAUGAGGCUGGAAGCAUACUAACGAUAACAUGCAAUGGAGGAUUUGAGCACCAAAACCAGAUCACCACCACUACCUGUGGAAAUGGAAAAUGGUCCUCUGCACCAGUCUGUGAGAGAAGUAUGAGCGCAUGCGGUGCACCUCCUAAAAUCCCCCAUGCAGUCAUCAUUAAUCAGAGGUACCAGGAGGUGUUUGCAGCAGGUUCAGAAGUGCAGUAUGUGUGUGAAGACGGAUAUACUGCACACACCGAGAAAUCUGUUUGUAUACAGGGAAACUGGACACCAGUGCCAACAUGCAGAUCUUCAAAUGAGAGAGACACACGUCUUCGUUAUACACAAAUUCAAAAUUGCGGAAACUUCCCUGUUAUUGAAAAUGCUGUUACUCAGCAAACUUCACAAUACUCUUUGAUAUACCGAUGCCAACGUUUGUACAGCUUAGUGGGUCCAGAAACAGUGAAGUGUAUCAGCAGUGGCAUGUGGUCAGACUUACCUGAGUGCAGAGCUAACUUCUGUGCUGUCAACACCGAUGACAAUCCUGAAUACAUGUCUGUGGGAACUGUGUACAUAGAAAAUGGUGAGGAAAAGAGAGUGGAUUGUGUGAAACCGAGCAGAUUCUCGUUGGAACAUUAUUCUAAGGUUCGGUGCAUCAAUGGAAGAAUGGAGGCAACUAAAUGUUGUAACAAGGUGGAGCAUGCAGCGGCAAGUCUAUUCGACUGUGACUAAACCUGUAGCUGAGGAUUUGCUCACCACUUUGGAGCUUUUAAAGGAGACACCUGAUAUUUGAUCGCAUCGUCACAUCCUGUGUUAGCUUUUCAUUUUCAUCUUCAAACAUUUAAGAGAAAAUGGUUUGUGUGCUCUUAUUUGAGACACAAACACCACCAAACUGAAUAAAGUCUCCGAUUUUACCAUCAAAACUG
Oreochromis aureus is the source of this 1299-nucleotide messenger RNA. RefSeq names its product complement factor H-like. Bases 86 to 1105 code for a protein of 339 amino acids. The transcript is spliced from 9 exons. The record is from RefSeq and is a predicted model, not a curated record. Lineage: Eukaryota; Metazoa; Chordata; Actinopteri; Cichliformes; Cichlidae.